CCCUGCUGUCGCUUUUCCAUCCUUCCCGCGUUGCCAAACAUGUAUGCUAACAAGAUCUGCGCCUUUCCCUUGUAGCUUCUUCCAUGCACACGAAAGCGACGUCAUCGCAUCCAGGCGUGCCGAUUCCCCAACAAGAACCAGCGCUGUACAUCAGCCCGAUAUCGAGCCCGACAACCCCUUUGCCCUUCCGUUCACGAGCGUUCGCCUCGUUCUCGCGUUUCCCCUCGCACCCCGCCUCUUCUCGUUCACACUCCCCGUGCCGCGACGCUAACCCGUCGUCAUCUCCAUCGCGUCGCAGGAGGUCGCAUUCGAAGUCGAGACGGAGUAGGCAGUGCGUGGGUAGCCCUGUUAGCCCGAGCGAACUCGAGACGCGGUACAAGAACCUUUCAGAACGGAGUAUGCUCGCGGGUUGCACGCUGGAUGUGCCAGACGUCGGCUGCUUCGGGGGCUUCUGACCUACCUCGCGUGAUCAUUGGCGAUAUGGAUUGUCCGUUCGCAAUCGCAUCAACUUCGUCUUGUCUUCCGGCUUCUAUCCUUGGGCUUUCGGUCGACAUUUAUCAUCUGUUGUUGGAAGUUUAGGUGUUGCAGGUGCGGCUCGGCUGUUUUUCCAGCAUUGGCUGGUGUGUAGGUCGGCAGAGGUGGCGCCGACAUGUUGCAGGGGUGACCCAAACUCAAGCAUACGCACGGACAUUGCAGAUACCACCCGCAUCCCACGCAAAUCAAGUGCAUGUAUCAUACAUUCGUAGCUCUCUGAGUGCGUAUCCGCCUUUUAGGGCUGUGCGCCUGGUUGGCUACUUUAUGUGCUCGUUAUACAGCAAACUAUCUCUAAUGUAUUCUCAUCUCGCUUUAAUCUGGUCCUGAUACCUAAGA
Phanerochaete carnosa HHB-10118-sp is the source of this 870-nucleotide messenger RNA. RefSeq lists its product as uncharacterized. NCBI's taxonomy places the organism in Eukaryota, Fungi, Basidiomycota, Agaricomycetes, Polyporales, Phanerochaetaceae. The transcript has a single exon. The record is from RefSeq and is a predicted model, not a curated record. The coding region runs from base 84 to 455 and encodes 123 amino acids.